AUGGAAGUCUGUGCAUGGGCGGCCAAACCCGACAAUAACACCCUAAUUCUGGCCAACCAGCAAGAACCUCGGCAUCCACGUCAGCCCGCAACAGAGACAGAGAAAAGGGACGAAACCGGAAUUGGUGGCAAGAACUUACCAGCACAACCGAACAGAGAAAGAGAUCAACAGCAACAACAACAACAACAACAGCAACAAGCUACUACAAGUCAAACCAUGUAUGUUGGCACAAGAACAUCCAUCUUGUUGCACACAGUGAAGGUCAACAUAUACAAGCCCGGAAUGCAGGAAAACAGAGUAAAUGCUCGACUUAUACUGGAUAGUGGGAGCCAACGUUCUUUCGUGACAACCAGAGUGAAGAAUCAAUUAAAGCUUGAUGCAGAAGGGACAGAAAACCUCAUGAUUAAGACAUUCGGAGGCGAAGCAGAGGAACUACAAACAUGUGAAUUUCUGCACUUCAACAUUGAGACAGAAUCUACUUAUCCCGAUCUUUCACUUACAGCAUUUGUAGUACCCACGAUUUGUCAACCCCUCAGACACCAAGCAACCCAAACGGCACAGGCAGUGGCGUAA
This is a messenger RNA of Paramuricea clavata, 573 nucleotides long. The record is from the annotation of a GenBank genome assembly. Lineage: Eukaryota; Metazoa; Cnidaria; Anthozoa; Malacalcyonacea; Plexauridae.